Messenger RNA from Tetranychus urticae (two-spotted spider mite), 1292 nucleotides. It is a transcript of the gene Schip1, whose product is annotated as Schwannomin interacting protein 1. Gene Ontology annotation, biological process: positive regulation of hippo signaling. The record is from RefSeq and is a predicted model, not a curated record. Gene Ontology annotation, cellular component: cell junction; plasma membrane. Lineage: Eukaryota; Metazoa; Arthropoda; Arachnida; Trombidiformes; Tetranychidae.
CACCAUUAAAUAAAGCCAAUAGUAACAAAAAUUCAAUUAUACAAAACUAAUUAUUUGUAGCUCAGGUUGUUAUUGUUACAAUAUUCAAAUUCAACACUUUCCCUCCAAAACCCUAACGACUUCAACUCUCGGAAAGAUUGGAUCUUCAAUGUAUUUUAAUAUCUGUAUGACAUAAUCCAUCUUUAUUGGUCAAGUGUUUUAAUCUAAACAUGGCUUCUAAUAAUUAUAACCACUCAACACAGAUGUCUAAGGUUAAAAUAACGAGCAACUUCGAAGUUAGGUCAAUCUCGAUGCAGGAUAGAGAAGAGAUCAGACGAAGACUCGCCAUGGAGAGUGAUUUUGAUGAUAGAAACAAUAAAGGAUGGAAAUCAUCAACCGUUGGUCACAAGAAAGGCUAUCUUAAUAAAUUAAUGACUAAUACAAGUGACUUGCGUUUGUGUUUUUUCAAUAAAACACCAGACCAUUAUGAGGAAACUCGAGACUUGGAAAGGCUUCGUCAAGAUGCCUUCAAUCGUAUCACUGAAGAUUUCAAUAAAAAAGCUCAAGGCAUGGAUUUCAAUAACAAUGAAGAUGUUUCUGCGGACGAGAAUCAAUUGGUAAAUGAACUUGAAAGGUGCAAUAUCGAGAAAGAGAAACCUCAUGAUUUAAUGGUAAAUUUGCGACGGAAUAAAAUGGAAAGGUUCAGAUACAUUUUAAAUACAGCUCGUCCAAAUGAUAUGAGUACCUUCCAUCGUUAUCACAAUUUAAUUAUUGCUGAAGCUAGAUUUGCGCUUAGUCAAGCAAAGGAAAUGGCUCAAAUGCAAAUGGAAACCGAAAGAUCUAAAGUGAAGCCCAAUCCGGUUGCUGAGUUAAUACAAUUGCCAGUGGACCGUCAUUUCAAUAAGGAAGUACUCAAAGAAAUGAGUGUUCCUAAAUUGCAGAUUAUUGUAAAUGAUUUACUUUCACAAAUUGAAGCCCUAAAUGAAGAGCUGGUACAAAUGCUUCAAGAAAGAGACGAACUUCAUAUGGAACAAGAUUCAAUCCUUGUAGAUAUUGAAGACGCUACAAUAUUUUUGUUAAAACGCAUGAAACAUCAAAAUUCAAGAAGUCUUGAGUUGACAAGGAAAGCAUCUCAUUAAUUGUAGCCAAACGUACAGUUUACUGGAAUCGUUUAUUUGUAUCACGUUAACCUAUUGGACAAUUCAUUUGGAUCUCAAUUUUACUGCCCAGCAAUCACGCUGAUUCACUCUUAAAAUCAUAUCUAAUUAUAUAUGUACAGUUGAAUUUACUCACAUUGUUUGAUUAUUUAAGAA